This is a messenger RNA of Manihot esculenta (cassava), 2629 nucleotides long. Its product is annotated as PHD finger protein At1g33420. The record is from RefSeq and is a predicted model, not a curated record. NCBI's taxonomy places the organism in Eukaryota, Viridiplantae, Streptophyta, Magnoliopsida, Malpighiales, Euphorbiaceae. The coding region runs from base 420 to 2456 and encodes 678 amino acids. The transcript is spliced from 5 exons.
CUUUCUCCCCUACCCAACACACCUUUUUUUUUUUCCCUUCCGUGCUCUACUCUCCUAAACCGACUUUGCUUUUGUUGCGAUUCCCAAAAAAAUAUUCAACUAAAAAAUUAUAAUCAAAAUCUAAAAAUAAAAAUAAUAACAGAUGGUUAUGAUGAUGUUUGAUGAAAUCUCAAUCCCUGUUUCCAAACACUAACAGAAAACCCUAAAAAACCGAACGUUCUCUUUUCCCUCCUCUUCUUUUACUCUCUCCCUUUCCUUCUUCCCAACUCUUAAAUCCACCCAUUAUCUCUCUUCCCCUGCACUUUCCUCCGUCAGAUCCGCCAGAUCUGCUACCUUCUGAGCUGCUCCGCACAAAUCCAGACGUUUGCACUUCCAGAUCUAGCUCACGCGCCACCAACCUGAAUCCACGCGCCGCUGAUAUGGUUGUCAACGGAAGACCUUUGAAGAGAAUGAAGAGGAGAGUCACUGCCGAUCUCUGUGAUUUUCUUACCUUCCCUUCCGGCUUUGAACCUCCACGGGGGCCCUUCAGGACCAACAUCAAGGCUUUUUUGAUGGAGCAUGCACUUGUCCCUCCGCCAUCUUCGCUCUUUCCUCAUCUAAUGACGUGGCAGAUCUCCUUUCGAGUCGGUGAUCUGAAGGAAGGCCUUGAUUCGGCCCCCGCGGUUGUCUGUUUGGAUAUCGUUGAGGAGGAUGUCGCUAAAUCCAGAUCUGUGUAUUGCGACCAGUGCCGAGUCGUCGGAUGGAGUGGGCAUCCAGUAUGCUGUAAGCGUUACCAUUUUAUCAUUAAGGCCGAUGGUAGUUCCAUUGGUGGUUAUCAUAAACCAUGUACUUGCUGUGGAGAUAUCUUGCAUAUCUCAGAAUUGAGAUGUAAGACAUGCAACCAUGUGACCACUACGGAUGAUGUUGAAGAUUGGAUAUAUCAUCAGUUAGAAGACACCACUCAUCUUUUACAUGGGGUUGUCCAUGCAAAUGGUUAUGGUCAUCUUCUUAGGGUCAAUGGCAGAGAGGGGGGCUCCAAGAUCCUUUCUGGAUGUCAUAUCAUGGACUUUUGGGAUCGUUUGUGUAAGACUCUUGGAGUCAGAAAGGUCAGUGUAAUGGAUGUGUCGAAGAAAUAUGGAUUAGAGUACAGGCUUCUUCAUGCUAUAACCAAAGGCCGUCCGUGGUAUGGUGACUGGGGUUAUGAAUUCGGUGCUGGUAGUUUUGCUUUGACUGUUGAUGCUUAUAAGUCAGCUGUUGAAACUCUCUCCAGCAUACCCUUGUCCAUAUUUCUUUCUCAAGGGCGCAAGCCACGGACACGCUUGCAGGAUGUAAUCUCUUUUUAUCAAUCUUUGUCAGACCAUGAGCUUGUAAAUACAAGGGAUCUCUUCUGUUAUUUGAUAAGUUUGAUCCAAAAUGCUCACAAGUCUCCACCAAGCGUUGAGGAUUCUACCUGCAAGAAGCGUCGUUCUUGCACAGAGAUUAUUCCGUCGUGGAGUAAGACUGAUGUUGAACGUGUUGAAGAAGCCAUGCUCAGAGUUCUCCGGGCUGUGUCUGGGUCAACCUGGGUAAGUUGGCGUACUUUGAGAGGUGCUGUUUGCAAAGUGGCUCCUCCAGAGCUCCUUGAUCUCUGCCUUAAGGAACUUGGGGGCAAACCAGCGGCUGAUGGAAUGGUUGUUGGUACCCGAUGCAAUCCUGAUUCAGGCGCUUUUGAAUAUAGGCUCGAGCCCGGAAAUCCUCCUCCUUCAAAUGGUGUCAAUAUUGGCAUUGGUUCUUCUAUAAUUACCUGUCCAUCUGAAGAAAACCUCAUGCAAGACCUGAGAUUUCUUUAUGAAUGCUUGCUACACCCUAGGACCAUGGUGAGUUAUGGAACUGAAGCAACUAGGGAUCUUGCUAUUGGUUCAGCUGAAAAGCUUCUUGACUGCAAACAGUUUGUGAAAGAGUACAUGGCUGAGAAAGUGUCAUCAGCUACUAGCCCACCUGUUAUAUGCCUCUCGUGUGAUGUGGAAAUAAUAGAUCAGACAGAAGAAAAUGCUCCAAAUCACCCGCCAGAACUAAUUAUCUUGCCCCCAAAUGCUACUGUUUCUGACCUCAAGCUUGAAGCGUCAAGGGCAUUUCAAGAAGUUUACUUGAUGUUUAAAAAAUUUCAUGCUGAAGAGCUUCUUGGCUAUAGUGGUGUUGAUGAUUCCACCCAGGUCAAACUCUUGCUAGGGUCAACUGAAUUUGUUAGACUACGGGGAAGAUGCCUCGGGAAAAAUGGUCUCUGCAAAUUUAGAAUGGAGAGAGGAAUUGAGAGAUGGACUGUUGACUGCAGUUGUGGUGCCAAGGAUGACGACGGAGAGAGAAUGUUGGCUUGUGAUGUUUGUGGAGUGUGGCAGCACACUAGGUGUUCUGGUAUUCCCGACUCUGAGUCGGUGCCUGCUAAGUUCGUUUGCCAUCGAUGUAGAGUCUCCAGCCAAGUCACCAACUCUAGUGGGUAGUGGAAGGAUGAAACACACUACUACUUCUGUUGGUAGCAAUGGCUUCUGGUUUGGAAAGAUCGUAUCAACUUUGUUUGAUGUCUUUUUAGAGUUUUCCGCCAAAGUGCAUUUGUACAUAAAGAAACAAGCCUAGAAAGUGCAUCAAUGCAGUUGGUCCCUCUUUCCAAUUUUCA